AUGGAUGUCAUUGCUGCACAAACAAAAACUAUUGCAGUUACUCUUCAUGAUUUAUCAUUUAGUCUUGUGGGUUUAGUUUUGAGGAUAUGUCCACCAUGGAUGGAGCAGCACAUUUCAGACUGGACCAAUGUAGUUCUGGCUUAUGAGCCGGUUUGGGCAAUUGGAACUGCGAAGGUUGCUACACCAGCUGGGAGGUCAACUCUGAACUAUGCAAGCGGCUUCAGAUAUAUGUGUGUUGAAGUUGCAGAAUCAACUAGGAUCAUUUAUGGCGGUUCUGUAAAUGGAGCUAACUGCAAAGAGCUUGCAGCACAGCCUGAUGUUGACGGAUUUCUCGCUGGAGGUGCUUCUUUGAAGCCAGAAUUUGUGGACAUCAUCAAUUCUGCUACUGUUAAGUCAUCUGCUCGAGGACUUCUGCGUCGCUCGAUCGAAGAUCCAUGAAUUGACCUGUGAAUCCGUGAUGAAAACUUGUGGUUUCUUGCUUAGAACUGGAGCUAAGCAAGCACUACGAAUAUGAAAUAGUCAUAAUUCGGAUUCUGCCACGUUCUUGUCGGCGUAGAUGAUAUUUAUUUGCAACUAAUUAGAUAUUUAGCUUCCUUGGAUGGCAGACUAUUAAAGACUUCAUCUUAAAUUGGCAUUACUGAAAGAUACCAAAUUUUGG
Musa acuminata AAA Group (dessert banana) is the source of this 658-nucleotide messenger RNA. Its product is annotated as triosephosphate isomerase, cytosolic-like. The transcript has 5 exons. Gene Ontology annotation, biological process: gluconeogenesis; glycolytic process; glyceraldehyde-3-phosphate biosynthetic process. Gene Ontology annotation, molecular function: triose-phosphate isomerase activity. Gene Ontology annotation, cellular component: cytosol. The record is from RefSeq and is a predicted model, not a curated record. Bases 1 to 438 code for a protein of 145 amino acids. NCBI's taxonomy places the organism in Eukaryota, Viridiplantae, Streptophyta, Magnoliopsida, Zingiberales, Musaceae.